Messenger RNA from Anopheles moucheti, 1400 nucleotides. RefSeq names its product cysteine and histidine-rich domain-containing protein morgana (gene mora). The transcript has 3 exons. NCBI's taxonomy places the organism in Eukaryota, Metazoa, Arthropoda, Insecta, Diptera, Culicidae. The record is from RefSeq and is a predicted model, not a curated record. The coding region runs from base 208 to 1290 and encodes 360 amino acids.
AUUAGCGGCAAAAAAUAGUUUUGCAAAAGCGCAUCUUUCUGUUAUUUCUCGAAUGUUCUCGUUGAUUUAAAAAGGAUAAACUUAACGGACUGUACAAUACUUUUCAGAUUGCACUUUUGAUCAGCUAAGCGGUUAUUGUGUACGGUAUCGACGGAAUACCAUAAACGGAGAAAAAUCUAAACACGAUCAAAAGUACGACCCGAAACCAUGCCGCCUAUGGUCGUCUGUUACAACAGAGGAUGCGGUCAAAGCUUUGACCCACAAAACAAUAGCGAAGAUUGCGUCCAUCAUCCUGGUGUGCCAUUUUUCCAUGAUGCCUACAAAGGAUGGACGUGCUGCAACAAGAAAAGCGUGGACUUUACGGAGUUUCUCAACAUCAAGGGUUGCACCCGGGGGCUGCAUUCAAACGAAAAACCGCCAGAGCCAGAGAAACGUAAAGAAGACGCUUCUUUGUUGGACGAAGCGGCUCCGGUUGAGGUGAAAAUUCGAGAACCGAUUCGUCCUACCAUGGAACGUCCUUCAUUCGAAGCGGCAUUGACCUCGUUGGAUCCAUGGGUAGCACCAGCCUUCCGGAAGCAGAUUGAUGAAAUGCCAGCUGUUACAGUGAAGAAGAAGACCCCCACCGAUAUCACUGCUAUCGAGGCCGGGGCAGUAUGUAAGCAUGGUGGCUGUAGCUGCACGUACGAGGAUGCCAAAACGAGCGAUAACCCCUGCGUGUAUCAUCCGGGCGUACCGAUAUUUCACGAGGGGAUGAAAUUUUGGUCGUGCUGUCAACGGAAAACUUCAGACUUUACUGCCUUCAUAAAUCAGACCGGGUGUGAGACGGGCAAGCACCUGUGGGUCAGUGAGGAAGACGAAUCGAAAACGAUCAAGUGCCGGCUGGAUUGGCACCAAACGGCCACUACGGUGGUGGUGACGGUUUAUGCGAAAAACUAUCACUACGCCAAGAGUUACGUUCGUGUGAAUCCGAUUCGGCUAGCCAUUUGCUUGGUGUUUCCGCAACAGGAUGGAAACCAGUACAACGUGGAUUUGGAACUACGUGGGGUGAUUGAUGUGGCACAGUGUAAGGUUCAAAUGUUCGGCACAAAGGUGGAAAUAACGCUGGUCAAGGGGGAAGCAGGAACUUGGGUCAACUUGGAUUUCCCGCGAGAGAAAAGAGGCGAUCAACAGAAGGAAGUUACGAACAAAGCUAACAGCAGCAACAAUGCAGAAGACAAUGAUUCUGACGUGGAUCUGGAAGAUCUGGAGCCAACGAUGCGUACGGCAACAAUAACAGAAGUAACGGAGUAAAGGGGACGAACGUUCACUCCAAUACACAGCGAUCGAUUCCUUCACCUAUUGUGGCACGUACCCCUUCCGAAGAAUGCAAUAAACUGGAGCAGGUCCCGUAAGGUAUAACU